Trypanosoma cruzi is the source of this 1023-nucleotide messenger RNA. RefSeq lists its product as uncharacterized. The coding region runs from base 1 to 1023 and encodes 340 amino acids. Gene Ontology annotation, biological process: methylation. Lineage: Eukaryota; Euglenozoa; Kinetoplastea; Trypanosomatida; Trypanosomatidae. The record is from RefSeq and is a predicted model, not a curated record. Gene Ontology annotation, molecular function: methyltransferase activity; nucleic acid binding. The transcript has a single exon.
AUGGCCGGUCGUCGACGCCGACGUGAUGACUUUGAUGGGGGGACGCCGUUGCGGGAGCGGGCUGCGCAUUUGAGGUCACGGACGGGUCAUGACGCCGAAUUUGCGGUGGGGCGUCUUUUGCAUCCAUUUAGGGCGGAAUUUAACGAUCACUUCGAAACUUCACUGGAGGCUCUCCGCGACAUCGCCGUUGUUGUCGACCAGCUGCUGCUGCUGCUGCGACCAUCAGCUCCAGAGAACUUCGUCGUGUACGAUCCCUACUACUGCGCCGGCACCGUUGUGCGGUACUGGAACACACUGGGGGUGCAACGCGUCAUACACGCGAAUCGUGACUUUUACAAAGACAUUGCGGAGGGGGAUGAUCCGGAUGAUUACGACAUGCUCGUCACGAACCCCCCGUUCAGCGGCGAUCACAUUGAACGACUGUUUAACUAUUUGGUGGCAAGGAAGAAACCCUUUGCCUUUUUGGUGCCCGACUACACAGCCACGAAGGAUUGGUACAGGACCGCAGUGAGGCGGCAUUUCACACCUGUGCCGUCCUCUGGCAAAGGCGAUAUAAACGCGUCGCGGCACACACGACCGAAGCUUCCUGCCGCAUUACUGCAACCACCGCCCUUUCUCAAGAUGGAGCAAACAGCAAGUGCGGAGAUUGCACUUGAUGACACCAAAAACAAGAAGCAGAAGGAGGACAAUAAGUGUGACAAUGAGGAAACAAUUCCCAUAGGAACAGAGCCGUUUUAUUUAGUUCCUCGCGGCCGGUACGAUUUUAGUCAUCCGAAAGGUGUGGGAAAAGACCACUCGCACUUUCGCACCAUGUGGUUUGUAUGGACAGGGCGGCACACCACAGAGGUGUUACGUGGUACAAAGGUGGAAUUUGCCCGGAGGCAUCGUGAGGACUCGACUCAACGGCAGGUGUCACCGGAUGUCGUGCACGGGCUUGACGCACUGGCGGAGGGCCAUUACGUGCAGUCGGGAUUGCGGCUAAAUCCUCAGCGGCGGGCGAAGCAGCGAAAUGGCCGUAGAUGA